Messenger RNA from Trypanosoma rangeli, 822 nucleotides. RefSeq lists its product as uncharacterized. The record is from RefSeq and is a predicted model, not a curated record. Bases 1 to 822 code for a protein of 273 amino acids. Lineage: Eukaryota; Euglenozoa; Kinetoplastea; Trypanosomatida; Trypanosomatidae. The transcript has a single exon.
AUGCUACGUUUUAGGUCGUGCCUUCUAUGCGCUGCAUCAAUUCAACGCGUCACAGGGGCCGCCGAGCUGUCGAAAAACUACAAAGAACUAGAGGCUGAAGAAAAGCGUCUUGCUGAGGCGGAAGCGAGGCACAAGGAGUAUGAAAGUUACCCGUUACGCUAUCGCCUUCUGGAGUGCAAGCCCGGACUGCCGCUUGCCCUGACCAAGUUGAAGUAUCUUCUCGCCUGCCGAAGAACACAUCCUGAUGCCGGUGGCAACGCGGAAGACUUUUUGCGGGUGAGUCUAGCCUACCAGGACGUCAUGAAGGACUACGGGGUGGAGACUGUCGAGAACAAGAUCGUGAACCUGGGUAAUUUUCAGGUGGACGAUCAUGAGGCACGUAAUUAUUUGGAGGCCCGUGCCCAAAUAAAGAGUUUUAUACCAAUUUCCACCUUAACAGACCACAUUCAGAAGCUUGAAGAAAUUACGACGCGCCUUGGUGAAGGCUUAGUGGAUCGCAUAGCUGCCAACGACGAUGAGGCGAUGCUUCUUCUUGAGGACAUUGAAGACAUGAUGGAGGAGGGCGGCCUCCGUACUGUUCGAUUGGGAAUGCUUGAGGGUGGCAGCAUCAGGGUGGAGAGUAAGAUGAUCCUCACCGAUGGUACUGAAAGGCCGUUGUACCUUGAGGAUCCUUCCAAGAACGUAGAGGAACUAGAUGGCGCCGGUGUAGCAGCUGAGGAUAUCAUGGCGAGAGUUGAGAGAGAAAAAUCACCUGGAAAAACGAAUCCGCCUUCGAACUGGGACAAGGCACGUCUGGGAAUGAAAAAGCCAUACGCAUGGUAG